Molecule: messenger RNA, 975 nt
Organism: Paralichthys olivaceus (Japanese flounder)
Lineage: Eukaryota; Metazoa; Chordata; Actinopteri; Pleuronectiformes; Paralichthyidae
Product: olfactory receptor 10A6-like
Biological process (GO): G protein-coupled receptor signaling pathway; detection of chemical stimulus involved in sensory perception of smell
Cellular component (GO): membrane
Molecular function (GO): odorant binding; G protein-coupled receptor activity; olfactory receptor activity
Source: RefSeq, a predicted model, not a curated record
AUGGAAAACGACACAGCUCCCUUUUACUUUGAGUUUACAAUGUUUGUGAACAUCGGAAGCUACUACUAUAUCGCCUUUGUCUUUUCCCUCCUGCUCUACAGCUUCAUUGUCUCUGCAAAUCUGAUCAUAAUAUUGGUGAUCUCAAGGGAGAAGUCGUUGCAUGAGCCCAUGUACAUGUUCAUUGCAUUGUUGUCUGUCAACUCUCUGUACGGCUCCGCUGGUUUCUUCCCCAGAUUCCUCAUGGACCUCAUGUCUGACUCUCACUUGAUCUCACGUCCAGCCUGUUUCACUCAAAUCUAUGUUAUUUACACAUAUGCUUGCUAUGAGAUGACCAUUCUGGGCAUCAUGGCCUAUGAUAGGUACGUCGCUGUGUGUCUGCCUUUGCAUUAUCACAGACAAAUGACUUUUAGAACUGUUUUUAACUUGAUAGUAAUUGCUUGGUUUUUUCCGACGUUUGUCCUCACAGCGUGCAUCUCUCUGUCCGCCACGCUCCCUCUUUGUGGUAACGAGAUACAAAAAGUGUAUUGCGCCAACUGGAGUGUUGUGAAAUUAUCAUGUGUCACCACGUCCAUCAACAAUGUCGUAGGUAUGUUUUUAACCAUAGGCAUAGUUUUCCUUCCUCUUUUCUUUGUGCUCUACACCUAUUUACGAAUCGUGGUUGUUUGCUGGAAGAAAUCCGCAGAAUUCAAAGGGAAAGUAUUACAGAGCUGUCUGCCGCACCUGGUUUCGUUCGUGAUUUACUCCAUCGCAGGGUUUUGUGACAUCGCCUUGAGCCGGUACGAUCCCGAUGAGAUCAACCCAUUCGUGGCUGUGAUUCUGUCGCUGGAAUUUGUCGUCAUUCCUCCAGUUCUGAAUCCUCUCGUGUACGGGCUAAAGUUACCAAAGAUCAGACGACACAUUAUAGGGAUGAUACCAUGGUGUAUGCAAUAAUCAGUUAGAACCACACCACAGCUAAUUUCAUGUCCUCAACACAGA